CGAUGUUGAUGAUGACCCCCAAAGACGACGAUGGCAACAACGGCGACGACGACAAUGAUGGCGACGAUGGCGACAACAGCGAAAACGACAAUGAUGGUGACGAUGGCGACAAUGGCGACGACGACAAUAAUGGCGACGACGGCAAAGACGACGACGAUGGCAAUGCACGAAAAAUCAAAGAUGGUGAAAACGGUGACGACGGCCAAGGCGAUGGCGACAUUGGCGAAGACGACGAAGACGGCGGCGACGACGGCGACAACAGUGAAGACGGCGGCAACGACGAUGAUGGCGACGAUUGGCGGGGGGUUGUGGGGUGAGGAAUGCGCGCAGAAGGCGGCAGCUUGUGGGAGGCUCAGCAGUACUACACGCAGAAGGUGGCGAACCCGCCACAAGGUGGGGAUCGUCGCAGAUGGUGAACCCUCCGCGGCGACUACCUUUGUUCCACAGGGAAGAACAAGCGCUGAGAGGAGGCAGGAGCAGUUGAAGGCGAGAUGGUGACACGACAAGACAGCGAGUGUAAAUCGGGCGUCUGGAGUCCAAUCGUGCAGUUGGCAAGGAUGCCCGCAUCCUUAUAAAUACGUGUGACGCGGGGUGGACGGCGAGGAAGGACCACUAUCCAGGUGUCCAUCGCCCUUCCAUCGAUACGAUGGUGUUGUAGAGGUCAUCGCUCACGGCCAAACGAAUG
This is a messenger RNA of Chara braunii, 685 nucleotides long. Lineage: Eukaryota; Viridiplantae; Streptophyta; Charophyceae; Charales; Characeae. The record is from the annotation of a GenBank genome assembly.